CAUCGCUACUAACUGUAAGUAACAUUUUUUUAUAAUGCUAUUUUAUAUCCUCUUUAUCAUUCACGUAUCAACAGGCAGUGCAGAAAAAAAUAGCUGGGGGCUUCAGGUUUCCAUAAAAGUCAUGUAUUUGAUGAGUUAGGGAGCAUGUGCCUCUAGGAGGAAAGCACAGGCUUGAAGCAAAAGCAUAGGCCUCACAUACUGCUCUGAUAGAUGAUGAAUCAGACCACAAUUCUUGUAUUUAUAUGAUUCUAAAAUACUUUUUGUAUGUAUUUAGGUAUCAGUCAAUUUUUUAUACAGGUUCUACAGAGAUGAUGGGGAGGCAGAAGGUGUACCACCCACAGCAAAUUCGUGAAAUUAGCCUUCUUAAAGGACUUAGACACUCGUCGAUAGUGGAAUUGCUAGAUGUGAUGCAAACCACUGAUAAAUUGUAUUUAGUUUUUGAAUACUUAGAUCUUGAUCUCAAGAGGUACUUGGAUGGUACUAGAUCACCACUAGAAGCUGAACUUAUAAGGAGCUACAUGAAGCAAUUGAUAGAGGCGCUAGCGUACCUGCAUUCACACAGAAUUCUCCAUCGCGAUUUGAAACCUCAGAACCUUCUAGUCGAUAAAGAAGGCCACAUUAAACUUGCAGAUUUUGGACUGUCAAGGUCUUUUUCACUACCUACCCGUACUUAUACCCACGAAGUGGUAACAGUAUGGUAUAGGGCGCCAGAGCUAUUAUUGGGAGCUAGGAUGUAUUGUACUGGGAUCGAUAUAUGGAGUUUGGGUUGUGUCAUGGCCGAGAUGUUUACCAAAAGAGCAAUUUUCCCUGGGGAUUCGGAGAUAGACCAACUAUAUAAGAUUUUCAAAAUAUUGGUACACCUUCUGAAGGUGUGUGGGAGGGAAUUUCGCAUUUUCCGGAAUAUACCAAAGCUUUUCCUAAAUGGAACCUCAUAGAUAUGAAUGAGAUUAUCAAUUUUCAUUCGGAGGAAGAAGAGGCAUUUUUGAUGCAUAUGUUGGUGUACAAUCCAUCUAAAAGGAAGACGGCAAAAGAGCUGCUGAAGAUGAACUAUUUGAAAGGUGCUAAAUUAACGGCGCCUGAUAUGAAUGCCUUUCCGCCAGAACAAGAGGCAGACACAGAGUAGGAAGCAGAUUGUUUUUAAGAUUUUGUUUUAAAUUGAUUUAUUCUAAUUUUAUGUGUUAAGUGUUGAAGUGUAAUAUAAUUUUUACCAUCACUA
Messenger RNA from Acanthoscelides obtectus, 1216 nucleotides. NCBI's taxonomy places the organism in Eukaryota, Metazoa, Arthropoda, Insecta, Coleoptera, Chrysomelidae. The record is from the annotation of a GenBank genome assembly.